Molecule: messenger RNA, 3746 nt
Organism: Entrophospora sp. SA101
Lineage: Eukaryota; Fungi; Glomeromycota; Glomeromycetes; Entrophosporales; Entrophosporaceae
Source: the annotation of a GenBank genome assembly
AACUUCAAUAUUAUCUCUCUCUUUUGAAUCAACAACUACCGAUUGAAAGUCAAUUUAUUAGCAAAUUGGCUGAUCAUUUAAAUGCUGAAAUUGUAUUAGGUACUAUUAGAAACCGUGAAGAAGCAAUUCAAUGGUUGGGAUAUACUUAUCUUUAUGUUCGUAUGUUACGUAAUCCUACUCUUUAUGGCAUUUCACUAGACUAUUUGGAUGAAGAUCCUUAUCUUGAACAGAAACGUGCUGAUUUAAUUCAUUCAGCUUCAUUAUUGUUGGACAAAUCUAAUUUAAUCAAAUAUGAUAAAAAAACAGGUAGAUUCCAAGUUACCGAAUUAGGCCGUAUAGCUUCACAUUUUUAUAUAACACACACUUCAAUGGCGACCUAUAAUCAACAUUUGAAACCUAUGAUGGGCCACAUUGAACUUUUCCGUGUAUUUGCUCUAUCUGAUGAAUUUAAAUAUAUUCCGGUCCGUGAAGAAGAAAAACUUGAAUUGUCAAAAUUGCUUGAACGUGUCCCUGUUCCUGUUAAAGAAGGAAUUGAAGAACCAACAGCAAAAAUUAAUGUAUUAUUACAAGCCUAUAUCUCGUCAUUAAAGUUAGAAGGAUUUGCUUUAGUAUCGGAUAUGGUUUAUGUUACUCAAUCAGCUGGCAGAAUUCUUCGUGCUAUGUUUGAGAUUUGCCUUAAACACGGUUGGGCGCAACUCUCUAGGAGAGCUUUAAAUCUUUGCAAAAUGGUGGAAAAACGAAUGUGGCUUUCAAUGACACCAUUACGUCAAUUCAAACAAUUAUCAAUGGAAAUGAUAAAAAGAAUCGAGAAAAAAGAGUUUCCUUGGGAAAGAUAUUUUGAUUUGAAUGUUCAAGAAUUGGGCGAACUUAUUGGUGUACCUAAAGCUGGAAAAAUGCUUCAUAAACUUGUUCAUGAAUUUCCCAAAAUAAAUUUAGACAUGACUGUGCAGCCUAUAACAAGGUCAUUGUUGAAAAUUGAAUUAGAAAUUGAACCAGAUUUUCAAUGGGAUGAAAAGGUUCAUGGAAAUGCUGAGGCCUUUUGGAUUAUAGUUGAAGAUGUGGACGGAGAGGUUAUUCUUUACCAUGAUUUAUUUAUUCUAAAACAAAAAUAUGCAGAAGAUAAACAUUAUAUAAAAUUAACGGUGUCAUUGUUUGAACCUUUACCACCAAAUUAUUUUGUUUCUGUUAUUUCAGAUAGGUGGUUACACUGUGAAACAAAAUGGCCAAUUUCAUUUAAACAUCUGAUACUACCAAAAAAAUAUCCUCCUCACACUGAACUUCUUGAUUUACAACCAUUACCUGUUUCCGCUUUACAAAAUGAUGAAUAUGAGGCCGUUUACAAUGAAUGGGUUGAUAAGUUUAAUCCUAUUCAAACACAAGUAUUUAAUGCUUUGUACAAUUCAGAUGAUAAUGUAUUUGUUGGAGCACCUACAGGAAGUGGAAAAACUGUUUGUGCAGAGUUUGCAUUGCUCCGACUAUGGUCUAAACCAAAUCCUGGUCGAUGUGUAUAUAUUGCGCCAUUUCAAGAGGUUGUUGAUCGGCAGGUUGUUGAAUGGAAACAAAAAUUUGGCAGGAUUAAAGGUGGAAAGAACAUAGUAUCACUUACUGGUGAGACAAGUGCUGAUCUACGAUUGUUAGAAAGCGGCGAUGUAAUAUUUGCAACUCCAACUCAAUGGGAUGUCAUGUCACGUAGGUGGAAGCAACGAAAAAAUGUUCAAACAGUUUCUCUAUUUAUUUCCGACGAGUUGCAUUUAAUUGGAAGCGAUAUAGGACCAACAUAUGAAAUUAUUGUUUCUCGAAUGAGAUAUAUUGCACAUCAAACUAAAAAUUCAAUUCGGAUUAUUUGUCUGAGUACAUCACUUGCUAAUGCUCAAGACCUUGGAGAAUGGAUAGGGGCAAAGCCCCACACUAUAUUUAACUUUCAUCCUAGUGUUCGACCUGUUCCUUUAGAAAUACACAUACAAAGUUACAACAUCCCACAUUUUGCAUCAUUAAUGAUGGCUAUGUCUAAACCUACAUAUGUUGCAAUUACAACAUAUUCAGUAGACAAGCCAGCAAUUGUCUUUGUUCCUUCACGUAAACAGUGUCGCCUGACAGCUGUAGAUUUACUUACAUUUUGUGCAGCAGAUGGAUCAAACGAUCGUUUCCUCCAUGCCAACCACGAAGAUAUUGAAAAACAUCUAAGCAAUCUAAAUGAUAACGCAUUGGCAGCUACAUUGAGUCAUGGCGUUGGAUAUUAUCAUGAAGCUCUUAGUAAACAAGAUAAAAGGAUUGUAGAGCAAUUAUUUGAGAGUGGAGCUAUUCAAGUGGUUGUUGCUUCACGUGAUACCUGCUGGGGCUUGAAUUUAAAUUGUCACAUGGUUGUUAUUAUGGGAACUCAGUACUAUGAAGGAACAUCACACAUGUAUGCUGACUAUCCAAUAUCUGAUGUUCUUCAAAUGAUGGGUCGAGCUUGUCGUCCACGUCAAGAUGAUACAGGACGUUGUGUGCUUAUGUGUCAAGGAAUUAAAAAAGAUUUUUAUAAGAAAUUUUUAUAUGAAGCAUUACCGGUUGAGUCACAUUUACACAACUUUUUGCAUGAUCAUUUCAAUGCAGAGAUAGUCACCAAAACAAUAGAAAAUAAGCAAGAUGCAGUUGACUAUCUGACAUGGACAUUUUUGUAUCGCCGUAUGGUUGAAAAUCCCAAUUAUUAUAAUAUGCAAGGAUCUGACCAUAGACAUUUAUCAGACCAUUUGUCAGACCAAGUUGAAAAUACAGUGCUUCAACUUGCAGAGGCACAAUGUAUAACAAUCGAAGAUGAGUUAGACUUGGCACCUUUAAAUUUGGGAAUGAUUGCAGCUUAUUACAAUGUCAGCUAUGAAACUUUAGAAACAUAUUCUAAGGCCUUAACGGAAAAAACUAAACUCAAAGGACUUUUAGAUAUUAUUUCAGCUGCCAAAGAAUUCUUUUAUAUUCCAAUUCGACAUCAUGAAGACAUUGUUUUAAAAAGGAUUUAUGAUCGACUUCCAUUUAAACUUGGAAAUCCUGAUUUUAAUUCAACCAGAACAAAGACCAACAUUCUUUUACAAGCGCAUUUUUCAAGAACUCAGUUGCCACCAGAUUUUUCUAAUGGAUAUCUUAACCCAGCAAUAGCAGCAAUGGAAUUAGCACAAAUGUGUGUACAAGCUAUUUGGGAUCAAGAUUCACCAUUGAAACAAAUUCCAUACUUUACAACGGAUCUUAUUAAACGUUGUGAAAAAAAGGGAAUUGAAUCAGUAUUUGAUAUUAUAGAUUUGGACGAUGAUGAUCGAAACAGUUUACUUCAAAUGAACAAUAAACAACUUCGAGAAGUUGCUCGUUAUGUUAACAGGUAUCCAAAUAUAGAAUUUAACCAUGUUUUAUUGGACAAAGAUGAACUUGUGGCAAAUUCACAGGGUACCAUUGAAGUAUCAUUGAAUCGAGAUAUUGAUGAAGAGGACGAAGAAGAUUUUAAUAUAGGUCCAGUAAUUGCACCAUUCUUUCCGUUGAAAAAAGAUGAAGGGUGGUGGAUUGUAGUUGGUAUUUCAAAUGAUAAUUCAUUACUUGGCAUCAAACGUAUCACACUUAACAAACGGCUUAGAAUCAAAUUAGAUUUUACAUGUCCAAAUAAACCUGGCGAAUACAAAUUGAGAAUAUAUUUUAUGUCCGAUUCUUAUGUGGGAUGUGAUCAAGAAUUUGAUGUUGAUAUUGAUGUUAAAAAGGGUCCAGAUGCUGGCCAGGCUAAAUAA